Molecule: messenger RNA, 732 nt
Organism: Penicillium egyptiacum
Lineage: Eukaryota; Fungi; Ascomycota; Eurotiomycetes; Eurotiales; Aspergillaceae
Source: the annotation of a GenBank genome assembly
AUGAUGCUUUCGGCAACUGAUAUCGUGAGGCGGCGGCGAAUGCGUAAACCGGAGGAAAUAUCGACAAUCAUCAUUGGAAUAUCCUACCCAUUGACACAGUCUGUUUACAGCCCUCGUCGCAGCCAUGAUCUAACUCCCCCCUGCGAGAACUAUGACUCGCCGAAACGCCCGGACGGGAAGCCCAACCUUCAGGAAUAUGGAGGUGCAGACGCUUUCCUCCAAUUCAUAACGAGCACUGUUCAUCAUUUUGUGUUUUCGUCGAUAUUCCCUCGCAUAUCUGUCCGCCAGACUGCUUUAUUUGGACACUCUUUUGGGGCACUGUUUGCCCUCCAUGCGUUCUAUACGGCCCCCGCAAGUUUCGACGCCUAUCUUGCUGCAAGUCCGUCUAUCUGGUGGAACGAUGGAUUCCUGCUGCAGGAGGAAGAGCAAUUCUACAACAUGCCAGAAUCACAUCACCAGCCGAGAGUUUGGAUGGCAUAUGGAUCACUUGAGCAGUCUCCUAUACCUCAGAAAAACCAGUCCUUGGAGGAAUAUGAAAAGCGGUUGGCAAUAGCCAAGGAACGUCUAAUGGGGGAUAACUGCGACCAGAUGUUUGUUCGACUUCUGCAGAGUGGACGGGUACGGUCAGUCGUGCGAAGAAAAUAUGAUGAUGAAGACCAUGGCAGUGUCAUUGCUGCGGCACUGAGCGGAGCUAUCUUCUAUUUCCUUGAUCAAGGAGAUGAAGAAGAAUGA